Messenger RNA from Nycticebus coucang (slow loris), 2625 nucleotides. It is a transcript of the gene C12H12orf56, whose product is annotated as chromosome 12 C12orf56 homolog. Lineage: Eukaryota; Metazoa; Chordata; Mammalia; Primates; Lorisidae. The record is from RefSeq and is a predicted model, not a curated record. The coding region runs from base 25 to 2625 and encodes 866 amino acids. The transcript has 19 exons.
UCGGCCCCGCUGCGGGCGCGGCGCAUGGCCGGCCCCGCGCGCCCCGGCUUCCCCGCGCGCACCAACGGCCGCCUGGACGCCUUCCUGAGGCGGCACCUGCCGCCCGAGGUCUACGAUGCGGUCCGCGCCUACGAGCCCUGCAUCGUGGUGUCGGACUCGGAGAACCACACCUUCAAGUAUGUAGUGCUCAGCGACCGGCUCAUCUACCUGACGGAGAACCCCCCCAAGUCCAUCCAGCGCGUCGUGGCGCUGCGGGACGUCGUGGCCAUCGACCUGAUUGAUGACUACCCAGAAUUUUUGAGUUCACCAGUUAGAGAAAUCAACCAACACAUUCGUAUCAUCUUUUCUUCAACUGUUUUGAAAAAAGACUGUGAGAAGUCAAAAGGUGUCAGGAAGUUCCUGUUCCCAUUUCGUUAUGCCAAAGCUAAGAAAAAAGUCAAGGAAGAAAAUAAUGGUCCUGCCCUUUGGACAGGCAAAGAGCCUAGAAAUCUAAAAGAAUCCUCUCUCAGGUACCACCCCGAGAGCGGCACACCCUCCAAGGACUCUGCUGUCUGUCCUUCAGACCUCAGGGAGCUGACUCGGCCCCUACCUAACCCCUCCAGGAGGAGCCACCACUGCAUACCGGCUACCAGCCAGGCCGUCAGCGAGCCAUCUUGCCCCACAAACACCAAAGAACCCCAGGGACUUCCAGAUUACAAAGACUCCUUAAGUGAAAUUCCUUUUAAGUGCAGUCAGAGCAGAAAUAACUUUUACUUCGGAAAUCCCCCCCGACCUUCCCCUUUACAGAGCGACUCACACCUGCAGAGAAAGGAGUCGGAACUUCAUCUGUAUGUUAUUUCCACAACCUCUUCAAUAUUUCUGCUCUUAAAAAGUUCAUGGAAAAAUUAUAUUCUAAAAGCUACUCUUUUACAAGACCCCUUGUAUGCUAGCGAGUUCAGUCCUGCUGCUGGGCGUCAGAAGCCAUACAGGUCCGAGGAGAAAAUUAAGCACUUCAGUCAACUUAAAUCUGAACUUUUUCUUAAAGACAAUACUUUGAAGAAGAUACUUCAUUUAAUCACAGAACUUAAAGUAGCAGCCCAGAAAAACUUCAUUCUGAAAAGGCUUUUCUGGAAAACCAGUGACCUUUUCAGUUUCCUAGUGAACAAGCUGCGUGAGUACUUGCCGGAAUCUAGGGAUAGGAACGCACUUCAAAGUCAAGGACAGCGGGCUGAUGAGCUGGUGGCAUGCAUUGAAAUUAUUCAGACCCUAGGACUGAUGUUCAGAGAAACAGAAACUGAGUCAUCACGCCUGAACACACUGGCAGCCAAAAAGGAAACACUGUUUAAUCUCUUGGUAAUUUUAAUUAGUGAGCCUCAGAUUCCAAAAUCCUAUCCUGUGUUUGACAUGCAGUUGGUGGCUGAUUCAACUUUGGUUGAAAUGUCUUUUGAUGCUAAGUUACAGAAGCUUAUCCUGGAAUACUCAGACACAGCGACGGCACUUGUAUAUGAGAUCCUUCUGGUGUCUCAGCAGGGGAAUCUUGGACUGGGUUCUACUGAGUUUGCGACCAGCUGGGUGAUGUCCUUUCUGCAAAGCUGUCCUCCCACAAUCACGUUUGUGACCAGUAUUGUGAGAAAAGUGGUGAAGGGGCUCUCAGCCCCGGCGCAGUGGCUGAGUCCCCGCCAGGCCGUCCUGUUGUACCAGCAGCUUUCCAUCCUCAGGAGCUGCCUGCAGCACAGCGGGACACUGGGUGAGCACAUCAGGACGGACCACAGAGAGGAGUUCAGGUACUUUAUUCACAUGCCAGCCUUGGAAGAGAGGCUUCCCUCAUGUUACCCUAUUACUCAGUCCACCACACAACUGUUCCGUGAAGUUCUGAAACUGGCCGCCUCGGCUGAGAAGUGGCGCCCUGGCUCUGGGCUGGUCACGGCGCAGCUCCGGGGAUGGCACGUGUCGUCUUGGCUAAAGCCGGUGGCAUUUGUAGAGCUGAUGACUGGACGUCUGCCACCUGCCUCUGUUCAGUCUCAUCAGUCUGACCCGUGUGGGCUCCUUCGCGUGGUCGGGGAGAGGGGCCAGAAACCCACAUUGCCACCACGGCAGUGCUCACAGGCCAUCUCUUCAGAGCCCACUGCUGAUCCCCUGCCUGCCCGAGAUCUGACCAUCACCCAGGAGGUGGCGCUUGGUCCCCGCGCGUCUCAGCGGGGCGGGGCCCGGAGGAAGGGAAGUCGUGGGACCCCUGAGCUCAGACUUCCAGGAGGUCUGGCAGCCUCCGUCUCUCGCUCUCGGAUCCCUGGAGGUGACGUCCUGAGCCAGUCUGCUAGAGGAAGCAGCCGGCAACUAGCCACUGUGACCUGUAGUGACACGUCCUUGCAGAGCAGGGCUGAGAGCAACGGCAGCACCCAGAAGCAUCUGAUCCCUUGGUCUAAAAGCUACGACGAGACUGACCAGGGCCCUGGCUAUGACCGCGAGCGUCACCCCGGCCACUACUUUCAUCUUCCGGCCGGAACCCUCAGGCCCUGGCGGGCCCGGCCAGACUGCGCCGCAGGAAUCGAGUCAGGCACCCGCGACGUCGCCGCCCUCCGGCCGGAACCCCCGGGCUCGGCGCGCCGGGCCCGACGGCCUCGAAGAACUGACGUCAGGCACCCGUGA